AUGCCAAGAAUAUCAAGUAAAAUUACAGUUGAAGGAUGGGUUAGUUGUAAGGCAUCAAUAUUGCCAAAGAAGAUAGUACUCCAAUAUCUACAAAAUUGUGAAAAAAUCGAAAACAUAGUCGUUGAUAUUCUUGCAGAUAAUCUGCGGUAUGAACAGUAUGAACAGCAAGAUACCUUAGUUAGUGAAAGUGUUAAUAUAGAACUUAUUGGUCUAGCUUCACCUUAUAAGUUGCUGUGUCGGUACCUUUCAGUUAAUUAUAUUAAACAAUAUGUAAUUAACGCAAUUAAUAUACGUGGAAGAGAAACUCCAAACUGGGUUGAUAUAAAUUUUGUUGAAUAUAUGAAGUGGUUAGGCUUGUGGGAAUUAGAAGUAUCCAAUUUUAAUGAUCUGUUGUACUCCAUCCGUAGCUUUGUUAAUACUUUCAAUAAAAAUCUAAUUAAGGCUAUAAAGCCUGGAAGAACGUUAUGCAUUGAUGAAUUAAUAAAUUUAUGGUUAGGUUAUAAAAACAAGAUUUCAGGUUUUCGCAAAAUACCUCGCAAACCAUAUCCAGUAGGACAAGAAUGGAAAGUAGUUACCAAUAGUUCUACAAAUAUUAUCAUUCAGCUAGAGUCUUGUGAAGAUAAAAACAUUGAAAAAAAAGGCUUGUUUUAG
Racocetra persica is the source of this 651-nucleotide messenger RNA. The record is from the annotation of a GenBank genome assembly. Lineage: Eukaryota; Fungi; Glomeromycota; Glomeromycetes; Diversisporales; Gigasporaceae.